AUGGGUGAUAACUCCAUUGUUGGUGUUGUUGCUGCUGCCUCUACAAAUUUGUGUGUUUCUGAUUAUAUUCCAGGUACUGGCUCCAAUACUUGGAUAAUUGACACUGGUGCUUCUGAUCAUAUGACUUAUGAUGCUAAAUUUUUUGAUGAGUUGUCUAGUAACACCUGUGACCUAUACAUAACUAGUGCUAAUGGCUUACCCUCUCCAAUUACUGGUGAGGACACAAUCUCUCUCACUCCUACUUUGUCCUUGUCUCGUGCGUUACUAGUUCCCAAUAUUCAUUAUAACUUGUUAUCUGUUGGUCGAUUACUUGAUACACUUAAUGUUUCCGCUACUUUCUAUCCUACACAUUGCUCUUUUCAGGAUCUCAAGACUCACGAGACGAUUGGGCAUGGUAAACGGAUAAGGGAGUUCUGUACUAUGGUGUCUACUCAGUUUCAUGCUUGGGUCAAAGUAUUCCGGACUGAUAACGGAGGCGAAUAUGUGAAUAACACUUUGGCAUCUUUCUUCUGUGCUCAAGGUAUUAUUCACCAAACGACAACCCCAUUUACUCCUCAGCAGAAUGGUGUGUCUGAACGUAAGAAUCGUCAAUUACUUGAAGUUGCCCGCUCCCUUAUGUUGGAUAUGUCUGUUCCCCAUCAUCUUUGGGGGCAUGCUGUUUUAUCUGCUGCAUAUUUGAUUAAUCGUACUCCUAGCCGGGUUCUUGAUUUCAAAACUCCACAUGAUGUGUCUGGUGACCAUGUUUCCCCUGUCUCAAUCUCCAAGUUGCCUCCUAAAGUUUUUGGGUGUGUUGCCUAUGUUCAUGUCUACUCUCAUCAACGGAGUAAACUUGAUCCUUGUGCUCUGCGAUGUGUCUUUAUUGGUUACUCGUCUACUCAGAAAGGUUAUAAGUGCUAUCAUCCACCUACCUAG
This is a messenger RNA of Prunus armeniaca (apricot), 912 nucleotides long. NCBI's taxonomy places the organism in Eukaryota, Viridiplantae, Streptophyta, Magnoliopsida, Rosales, Rosaceae. The record is from the annotation of a GenBank genome assembly.